GCUUGUGGAAGAAGUGCUCGACGGCAAGCGGACCAGGAAGAGCACGAAGCAAGCAACCGUGAAGCCGGCAGAAGCACAGAUGAACAAAACUUCAACAACCGAAUCCUAAUCGAAAAACACCUCCAGUGCGUGCAAGGUGCUUGGGUGAAGGAGACAGGCGGUGUGACCUCGAACCGUGUACAGAGUUCUUGUACGGUCUGCAUAAUUAUUAUAAUUACUGAGUGCAGCUGCAGCACGUGCGGAGUGUCGAGACCUUCAGGCGUGUCUCGGUAUGACAAACCAUAAUCAGAGGCAGGCCUGAGAAAACGAUAAGUUAUUCAUCUCGUGGCACCGGUAUGCACACAACCUGCUGCAAUUAUUAGUGUUGGGAAUAUUGUCCAUUUUAAUCAGUGUGCUUGGAUUGAUGAUGUGGUAUCCAGCUGUAACCCUGGUUUGUGCUUUAAAAAAAUUAAGAUGAGGUGAUGAUGAUCGAGAUCGCUGUAAGCUGCAGUACCAGGUACUCAUGUUUCAGUGCUUAUAGAAUCCACCAGCCCUUAGCUCUAACCCCGUCUCUGGAUUUGAUCAGCUCGACUUUUGAGGACAUUUUCUGCAAGAUGGGCAAGCUGAACAUCUUUGAGAUUACACUCAGCAAUCUCCAGGGUGUGUACUAUGCUGGUCAAAACGUGCAGGGUCACUGCACUGUGGAACUAAACGAGGAGAUGUCAAUGAGAGGGAUCAGACUGAAAUUUGAAGGCAAGGCGUAUGUUCAUUGGACAGAAUCAAAAUCAAGUGGUAGUGGAAGUAAGAGUUACACAGCCACUGAAAAAUACUUUGAACAAGAGGUGCUACUAUUUGGAAUCUGGCCAGGACAGGGAAGUGACACAACUAAGCUUGCAGCUGGCCGGACCACUUUUCAAUUCUGCUUUGUUCUUCCUCCAAACCUCCCAUCGUCUUUUGAAGGGACACAUGGUUAUGUGCGGUACUUUGUGAAAGCUACUAUUGAUAAGCCAUGGAAGUUUGAUCACACAACCAAGCGCCCUUUCACCAUCAUUGGCAUUUUGGACCUAAAUACAGAUGCCAAUGCUGUGAUACCUGUUGAGGGUGUGAACCAGAAGACUCUGUGCUGUCUGUGUUGUGCCAGUGGACCCAUCUCUGCAUCGUUUCACCUUGAACGCCGUGGCUAUGUUCCAGGAGAACCUAUUAAAUUGCUGGCAAAUAUCAAGAACAAAAGUAACCAGAAAAUGGACAAAUCUUUUGUAGACCUGAGAAUGACAAUAACAUAUUAUGCAAGAACCAAGAACCGAACAUCUGUGAAGGAGGUCGGUAGGGUACUGGAGGGUCCCAUUGAAGAGGGUCAGUCCUUUUCAUGGGAGGGGCAAGUAUUUGUGCUUCCUCCACUUCCCCCAUCACAUCUUGCAGGAUGCAGGAUUAUUGAUGUCAAAUACAUUCUGCAGCUGAACGUUGAACCCUCUGGCAUGUCAUUGAACCUGGAAGUCCCACUGGAGAUCAUUAUCGGCACCAUCCCCCUUCGUCAGGUGGUUGAGUUAUGCCCUCCUCGUGCACCACAGCCGUUCCAGCCACCAGUUGGAUUCCCUCUUCCUACAGAAGCUGUUAACAUCUCUGGGAUGGAUGGAGGGAGUGUCAUACCAUCUGCACCUUUUGAACCUGUGAUGCCCUACCAACCACCCAGUCAUAUUCCUAAUCUGCCACCACCCUCCUACAGCGAAUGUGUCCUUGGGAAGGUGAAUGUGAAAGAUGAGGAUGAUAAUGAAUACACUCAUGGGGUUCUAGAAUAUGCUCCUGUGUACACGUAUUAUGACUGGGGCUAUCAACCUACUGCAAUGAAGUGAAGCACUUUAAUGCUUAAAGUCUCCUUCCCGGUGCAAAAUUUGGUCUUUGGAAAAUUUGCUUUACUUUGUAGAAUGUAGAAUACUGUUUGAUAAGCUUAAAGUGUAUAGUCAGAUAUUUAAAAUAAUAAUAAGCACAUUUAAAUAGCACCCUUCUCCAGCAUAAGCUUGACUCAAAGCACUGCACAAACAUACGAGUAUAUCUUUUUAGGGCAGGCAUAUCAUUAGAUACCUUCAUGAACACACAUACACAGAAACAUCAUACACACUGCACAGUAAAAUAUAAACAACCCACCAUCAAAAGCAGACACAAUGCACCCUACAAAAAGACUAAAACAAUCAAACGUGACAAUAAUAAUGGAUGCUGGUGCUUGACACCAGUGAAGCCGCUCGUGUUAAGGAGGUGAAUACCAUUAGCUCAGAUGCAGUCUACAGCCCUACCAUUGCACAGGAUUUUUGGUAAAUAGCUGAAAGUUAUUAUAAUGUUAUUAAAGAAGCUCAAAAGCACAAUCCUCAAUGCUGUGACCCAAUCUUCAAAAACAGAAACGCGUUUCUUAAAGGAAAGACGAUAUGUGGGCUAGUUUUGCUCAGUGUCUUCAUUUUUUUUAAAGUUAAUAACCAAUUUGUUAAUGUUUUGGGGAGGCAUGCUUUGUUACACAUUUUCAAAUGAAUUAAGAAAAUAACAUGCAAACAAGUAGUUUUAAAAAAAAUUGUGCUUCUUUUGUGAUGAAAAAAUUUGUAUGUGUUAUGAUAUGCUAUAAGAUUGUGUGAGAAAAAAAAUCUUAGUUUCAUUUAUUUAGUCCAGUUAAGUCAUUCCUCACAAAAAAUGAGGGAGCAGAUAACUGAGGAAGACUAGAGAUCUGUCAGUAUUAUGGGAGAUGGCAGUAAAGAGUGAGAGUAAUCAUGACAACCAUUCUGAUCCCUAACCAAGGAAUGAGAUAGUCUGCUGAAUUGUUACUCAGAACUCUGAGACUUUACAGAAAGGAUUAGGAGGCAGCACAUUUCAAACAAAAUUUGUAGUGCAUUUAACAAGAUAUACACAUUUGUUAUUGGUUAUUGUACUGCUUGAUUUUACACAGAGGAGGCAGCAUACAAGGAACCUAUCAAGGUGCACACACGUAAAAAAAGUUACUUGUGUAUUUGGUUUUCUUUUUUAAAUUACCCUUACUACUGACUGUUCCUGACUGUUGUGAAUUUUUAAAAUGUUUUGGGGAUAAAGAUUGCAUUUUUUAUAUAAGUUUUAUUUUUGUAAUUUUCUAAUUUUAUGGCUAUGUCAGUUGGAAUAGAUUGUAUUUAUAGAUUUUACCGUUUCCACUAAUUGGAAAUGCAAAGCAUAACACAUUGUACUUGGAGUAAAUGAGUAAGAUCCACAAUACUUUCAGCAGUAGGCAGUCUAUUAUAGUAAUGGACACCCACACAGCACGCAACACCUUCUCCCCACCCACACUCCCACCUAAACCCAAAUAGUUUGCUUUCAACAUUCUAAACUUAUAAGGUUUAUUCAUAUUCCACAGAAGUAUUUGUGGAACCUUGCUGGAAUGCUUGCAUAUUGUAAUCUUCUCUGGCACUACUAACGCUGAGGAUGGUGAGUACUACAUAAAACAUUACUCUUGUGUGUUCAUUUUGGUAACUCUUGUGGAAAAUGAAAGCAGUGAAAAAUCUUGCUUGUUGUCUUGUUUUCAAUGCAACUGUGAACCGCCCAUUUUUGUGUCAAAACCUUACUCGUGAUGUCUUAGAUUAGUGGGCUUUCCAUUGAUCCGGCCCCAUGGUCAUGUUAGCAGGCUGGCUAAUGCCUACAGCUUAUUAACACUCAAUGAUAGCACACUGGUGAUAUAACCUCUCCGUUAAAUGUUGACAGACAAGAAUGUACAAAUAACUGCAAGUCUUUCGGUCUGUAAAACUGUUUAUCAGAGACAAUCACGUCACUGAAAUUUAAAGGUAGUAAACAAAACAUCACUCAGCACACUUCUUUCUCUGUAAGGGUUCCUGUAAUAACAUUUACUGUGCGACGGAUUAUUUGCUAAAGUAUACAUCUUGUAACAGUGCUAGGUUUCACACUUGUCCACCAUAUGUUAAGUCGGAAUGCCUGGUGCUACAACACGUAUCUUUUGUGAUAUUUUUCUCUAAGCCUGGCAAAGGUGGUUGCGGUACACCGUAAGAGAUGCAUGUUUUGCUGGUCGCAGUAUCGCUUGUAAGCUUUCGCUGACUUUCAUAUCCCUAUGUAAUAUUGGGAUCUAGCUGAUUGAACACAUUCAAAUUAUAUGGACUCCUGAGAUAAACUGUUGCAUGACAGCAUACACAGCUGUUAGAGUUUGGGUGUCCGCACAAAGUUUUCUCUCUCUCUCUGUUUAUAUAUAGUUUACAACAAUUAUAUUCCGUUUUUUAAAAAUCUUAGGCAUUUACAUUGGAAAAGCAUGAAACUCUUCUUCUGCCUAUUUUAAAAUUUACCUUUGAGACAAUUUAUAAUACAACAGUGAUCUUUCUACCCGUUUCUUUAUGUUCGUAUAUCUCAGAAUACGCAACUGAUCAAAUGGCUAACAAACAGACCUUCACUUAUAGGUUUUAAUCACCGGCAAGUGUGUACUGCAACUGACGAAAUUCCCUCAUUGGCUUGCGAAUGUGAGAAGUGGACUAGCAGUCAACUAGAGGUCCUUCUAAAGGCAGCAUUGGAUCGACCGGCCUCCGUUGGUUGGCAAGCCUUCGAUCACUACUGAUACGUUGUAUCGGACUCAAUCGUGUCUCCCCGACGAUCGAGUGGUACUGGCAGGUCGGCUUGCUCCGGGGCAGGUCGGUGCCAAGUAAGGAAAUGAUGAUGAUGACACUGGAUGGAGAAAGAUGCCGAGUGCUUAAAACAUCGGCGUCAAGGGCGAAUAGGCGCGCCAAGUAGCCGGAUCGAUUCCUGUGAUGCGCAGCAUACUUUCCCCAGUUGACCCAGCUGUUGAAGGGUGACCUGGUCUUACAGAGGGUUGGGAAAGAUAAGGCUUAUAGGGAGAAGACUUGGGUACGC
Molecule: messenger RNA, 4833 nt
Organism: Pomacea canaliculata
Lineage: Eukaryota; Metazoa; Mollusca; Gastropoda; Architaenioglossa; Ampullariidae
Product: arrestin domain-containing protein 3-like
Exons: 9
Coding region: 462-1829 (455 amino acids)
Biological process (GO): protein transport
Cellular component (GO): cytoplasm
Source: RefSeq, a predicted model, not a curated record